Molecule: messenger RNA, 1877 nt
Organism: Silurus meridionalis
Lineage: Eukaryota; Metazoa; Chordata; Actinopteri; Siluriformes; Siluridae
Gene: arglu1a
Product: arginine and glutamate rich 1a
Exons: 4
Coding region: 227-1033 (268 amino acids)
Cellular component (GO): nucleoplasm; mitochondrion
Molecular function (GO): cadherin binding
Source: RefSeq, a predicted model, not a curated record
CGAGCCGCAAAGGAUUGUGGGGAAAGUAGCACACACCGAGCACGGUCGCCAUAUUUGCUUGAAUUGAGUAACUUAUAUUGGAGGGAGAAAAUAAUCAACACCGCGCGGGUUUCUGGUUGAAAUUCAGCCCUGGUUUUUCUUUUGCUUGAGGGAGAUAUAAAGGGGACACUUCGGGGCUUUUGUUAGUCUUUCACUUUGGUUCCUAACGCGGCUUAUAGGCGCAGGAAUGGGGCGCUCCAGGAGCCGCAGCUCGUCGCGGUCGAAGCACACGAAAAGCGGCAGCAAGCACAGCAAAAAGCGCGGCAGCCGCUCCAGGUCCCACUCCCGAGACCGCGAGAGGAGCAGCAAGAAACGCUCGAGGUCCAGGGAGGCCAAGAGGAACCGGCGGCGAGAGUCGCGCUCCCAGUCCCGGUCGAACAGGGAGCGGGCCAGGGCAGCGUCGCCUGUGGACCGAGUGGACAUGUUCGGGCGUACUCUGAGCAAGCGCACCGCCGCCGAGGAGAAGCAGCGAAAGGAGGAAGAGGAGAAGAAGGCUGAGAUGGAGAGGCAGAGGAAGAUCCGCCAGCAGGAGAUCGAGGAGCGUCUGAUCGAGGAGGAGACGGCGCGGAGGGUGGAGGAGCUGGUGGCACGGCGAGUCGAGGAGGAGCUGGAGAAACGGCGUGACGAGAUCGAGCGCGAGGUGCUGCGGCGCGUCGAGGAGGCCAAGCGCAUCAUGGAGGCGCAGCUCCUUCAGGAGCUCGAGAGACAGAGGCAGGCCGAGUUGAGCGCGCAGAAAGCCCGUGAGGAGGAAGAAAAAUCCAAACGGGAGGAGCUGGAAAAAAUUUUGGAAGAAAACAACAGAAAGAUCGCUGAAGCUCAGGCUAAGCUGGCUGAGGAUCAGCUGCGCAUAGUGGAGGAGCAGCGAAAGAUCCAUGAGGAGCGAAUGAAGCUGGAGCAGGAGAGGCAGAGACAGCAGAAGGAAGAGCAGAAGAUCAUCCUGGGGAAGGGCAAGUCCCGACCUCGCCUCUCCUUCACGCUCAAAGCCACAGACUGAUCGCUCUCUCACUCCGACCUCCUCCUCAUUUCUCUCUUUUCUCUCUUAUCGCUCUUUAUCUCUCUUGUUCUCUUUCAAUCACUGUCUCAGUCUUUGUUUCUGGAGCGAGACGUUUUCAAAGAGAGCUUACUCCUGGCCUCCGGGUUUCGAACAAACUUUCACGAACCCUCGGUUGGGGGGAAAAAUGUCACAACCCCCACCCCCCCCCAGACUCGAGGCCGGACUUUGCUGCCACCUUCACAGACUCUGUUUUAGUGGCUUUUAUGUUUUGCCAGUGCUGUGUAUAGGAUGCAUCCCCCUUUUUUUUUUGCCCCAUAAUUGUGGGGAAUUUUUUGUUGUUGUUUUUAUUACAAGACGUGUGUGUGUGUGUGUGUGUGUGUGUAUGGGUGCAUGGGUUACCUUGAGUUUAAAGAUUUAAGCACACUUUCUUUUCCACAGCUUGACUCUUUCAAUUUGUGUAACGAGAAUGAAAAUGGUGCGAGGAUGUAACGUAGAAAUGUCCCCGGGCCUGUCCUCCAUCGUGACCAUGUCGAUUGCAAUGUGUCCUCUCCUGAUUUGACCUUUUGACCUUGCUAAUGUGAGACAAAUGGGUGUGUGAAAUGUCUGUGCUUUAGACCGUACACGUGUGUGGGUUAUGCAAACGUCUACUGUUCUGUUCCUACAAGGACAUCUGGAGAUGCAGGUAAGAUCGGUUAGGGUGUGUGUGUGUGCGUGUGUGUGUGUCUGGAUGUUAGGAGCUAGCUUAUAUCGUGGACAGUUCCCCCCAUAUCCCCCAUCCCCAUCUUGUAAAUUGGAGCUGAGUCGUACAUUAAUAAAUCCUGCAAGUAGGCAGCUGUCAGACUGA